Coffea eugenioides is the source of this 1396-nucleotide messenger RNA. RefSeq names its product protein LURP-one-related 5-like. The transcript has 2 exons. The record is from RefSeq and is a predicted model, not a curated record. Bases 637 to 1308 code for a protein of 223 amino acids. NCBI's taxonomy places the organism in Eukaryota, Viridiplantae, Streptophyta, Magnoliopsida, Gentianales, Rubiaceae.
GCAACUAUGUGUGUAAGAGUAAGACGAUGACUGUGUAUGCAAUUACAGAAACUGGAACAGUAUUCCGAACAGAGAGCAUCCGAUCCGGCCCUAUGUUUUGUCGCGGAAAUGUUCAUCCAUUUGGAAUUGGAUUUGGUCAUCAUAUAUUUCAUUGAUGUUGUCGUGCUGGGCGCAAACGCAUCUAAGAGCCUUGAGAAUUCAGCCCAAACAAGAGAGUCCGACAACAUUACAGACUCCGCAAUGAGAGGGACAGGCGGGGCGGGGUAUGUAUCUACUGGCUACUGCAUCGUACUCUUCCAAAACUUCCCCUCUUCUUGGAUAACAACAGAUUUGAGAAUCCAGUUCCAGACUUGUUCCGCUCAAAAUGUCUAGUGGUAUUUACUUGGACAAAUCUUCUUCUUACGAGUGAGGAGCACAUCUUUAAUUUUGAUUAAUUAGACUCAUAGAGACUCCCAAGUCACUCAUCAGGAUAUCCUAGUACCCUUUAUUCCGACAGGUGCUUCCUCUUCCUGCAGUACCACCAUACUCGCAUUUCAUUUCCAUCGCUCCUCCUUUCUAGUUUUUCUGAUUCUUUUUUUUCCAUAACAAUAAUAACCCAGUAGUAUUAUCAGGUACCGGAAUUCACCAUUAGUCACCAUGUCCAAGAUUCAUCCGGCUGAAAAUCAAGGGCGACACCGACCGAGUCGACAUUUAACAACACCUAUACCUGACCAUCCUCUUCGUCCUGGCCCUAGUCCCUCCGUGCUCACCGUCUGGAAGAAAUCCAGCAUGAGUUUCCAGGGAACUGAUGGUUUCACGGUUUUCGAUCACUGUGGAAGAUUGGUUUUCCGAGUAGACAACUAUACCAGAAAGAGUUGGGCUGCUGCAAGCGCCGGACUCCUCCUCAUGGACGGAUCCGGCAAAGGUCUACUCACAUUGAAACCCCAGUGGACAGGAUAUCGGGGCGAGGACAACCGAUGCUCGAGGGCAUUUACCAUGAGAAGACCACCAUCGCUGCUGAUUCCCAGAAGUGCAUGCGAGGCUGAAGUGUUUAUAGGAGAGAACAUAAAGGAAACCAGCGAGAGGAAACCUGACCUAAAAGCUGAGGGAUCCUUCAGAAGGCGGAAUUGCAAGAUCGUCACUACUGCCACCGGCGAACUGGUUGCCCAGAUUUCCCGGAAACGAAUAAAUACUACCCUUCUGCUGAGCGACGAUGUUUUCACGCUCGUAGUACACCCUGGAUUUGAGCCUGACCUUGUUAUGGCCUUCGUAAUCAUCCUGGAUCGCAUUUGUUGCCAGACUAAUUACGCCCCCAUCCUCUGUUCAUAAAACAUUUUUUCUGUACAUCUAUUUGAAUAGAGUCAAUUGACCCAUUCCAAAUGGCACUCCACUCAUCAUCAACUGAGCCGGACGCCAG